This is a messenger RNA of Cucurbita maxima (winter squash), 2865 nucleotides long. Its product is annotated as transcription factor bHLH155-like. Lineage: Eukaryota; Viridiplantae; Streptophyta; Magnoliopsida; Cucurbitales; Cucurbitaceae. Gene Ontology annotation, biological process: regulation of DNA-templated transcription. Gene Ontology annotation, molecular function: protein dimerization activity; DNA-binding transcription factor activity. Bases 555 to 2666 code for a protein of 703 amino acids. The transcript is spliced from 11 exons. The record is from RefSeq and is a predicted model, not a curated record.
UUGAAUUGGAAAAGGCCAGUUUGGCAAUCGGCCGUUCCAUGUUCCCAUCCAAAGAAAGAAAGAGACAGGCUAUGGAAUCAACCGAGUUUGAACACUCCUAUUGUCUGAUUCUGAAGCUAUUCUUUCAUCAAACUGAUCGCCACGAGUUGAGAAUUCUGUUAACUGCAGUAUUAGAGUGAUUCUCUUGCCUUGCUGAUUGGAUCUGCUUCGUUUUCCUUUUGAUUUCUGAUGGAGAUUGAAUGCCAAAUUGUGAAUGAAACUGAGCCUUUGCUUCAUUCUUGUAGGUUUUAGCUCUAUUAGAGUUGCUAAUCUUUGAUAGUGCUAGAGUAGUGGAGGAAGGGGGCGGGGGGGUUUGUUCAGCGAUGGGAUUAUGGCUAUUAGCUUCAACUGGCCCACCAAUUAAACGAAGAGCGGGUCUGAGAAUAAAACAGGCGGGUCGAAGUUCAUAUAGCGGCAGCUAGGGAAUCCUUUUUUCUGGUUUUUCUUUAUUUCGUUUCUUUCGAAUUUGUUCUGCAUAUUUGUGUGCGCUGGAAGAGUUAGCUCUUAAGCGAAGAAUGGAAACUUCUCUCAAGCAGCUGUUGGAAAGCCUUUGCAACAAUUCACAAUGGAUUUAUGCUGUGUUUUGGAAGAUUAAGUAUCAAAAUCCUUCGAUAUUGACUUGGGAAGAUGGGUAUUGCAAUUGUUCAAAAUUGGAAAAUCAUAUGGGAAGUAUGACAGAGUGUAGGAUGAUUAACGAAAGGGAAGAACAUGUUUCUUCAUACUAUGGAACAAAUAUUCAUAAUGGUGAUUCUGGAGGUUGUUCAGUUGGAGCAGCAGUGGCUGAUAUGUUUUACCUUCAAUAUGCGCUGGGAGAGGGGACGGUGGGCAGCGUGGCAAGUUCUGGAAAUCAUAAUUGGGUUGUCCUUGAAAAUCUUUUUACCAGCGAUUUACUCUCGGCUUCUAUUUAUGAGGGUCCUACUGAAUGGCUACUUCAAUAUGCAUCUGGUAUCAAGACUAUUCUAUUGGUGCCUGUUCUUCCUUUUGGAGUGUUGCAGCUUGGCUCGUUGCAAAUGCUUACCGAAAAUCUGUCGAUGGUUGGUUAUAUCAAAGACAGAGUCAGUGCCAUUAACUCUGUUGAUGGAAAUGCUACAAGUGUUGCUUCAGACAAGGGUGUUUGGCCUCUCUGUGCAUCAGUUGUACCUAGUCCCUUUGGGAGCUUGGAUGAUCCAACAAACGUUACCAGUUGUAUGUUUCAGGCUGAAAAUCAUGGGGCUAUUGAUGACGUGAAGCCACUUGUGUCAACUUUUAAUCAGUUUGUAACCAAUCAAGAUGUACUGACUGUAUCUAGAAGAACUAGACCCGAAACUCUUCACAGUGAAAAAGGACAUAAAGGUGAAUUAGAAGGGACUACUAUGGAAGAACCAUUUGCUUCACUUUAUCAAUCUAUUAGAGAUAGUGAAGUAGAAUUUUCUGAUUUAUUUUGUCUGGAACCACUGCUAGCUCCUUGCAGUCAAUUGAGAAACAAUGAGACUGGAUUGUUUGAAGGGAACCCCCAUAGUUAUCACUCUUGUUCUGUGGACAAUGUAGUUGGACAACAAUUUGGACAUAAUCUCGUGAGCAAGAAAGAAUAUGGCUCUGCAGAUAAUUUCUUUAGCUUUCCUGAUGACUGUGAACUACUGGAAGCACUGGGAUCAGCAUUGCCUGCACAUAAACAUACUAAUGAGCUUGCACAUGAUUCAUCUAGCUCAAUCAAAAACACAACCUCAAGUUUGAUGUGCAGCAGUGAUUUCAAGGAAGGUGAUCUUGAGCAUCUCCUGGAAGCUAUGAUAACUGCAGAUGAUACUUUUUCGAAUAACACAAUCAAUGCCAGAAUUUCCUCCCCUGUGGUAGGAAGAUCGGGUCUUUCUGCAAAAACAUGUUGUCAGUCUGAAUCAAGCGCAGAAGUGGUGGAUGAUCCAGCCCUUUGGAUCUUUCCUGAAUCUAAGGUGACUGAAACAGGCAGGAAAAAUUUGACUAGUUUGUCGACAUCAAACUCUCUAGUUGUUAGUGCACGGGAAGAAAAUAAUUGUGACAUUACUAAACAUAAGAAUGGGAUGAAAAGUUCCAAUUUUCGCCGACGGAUCAAAGUUACUUCUAAAGCAAGACAAAGGCCAAGGGAUAGACAACUGAUCCAGGAUCGUAUAAAAGAGUUGCGACAAAUCAUUCCAAAUGGUGCUAAGUGUAGCAUUGUCGGCCUCUUAGAGAAAACCGUAAUGCAUAUGUUGUACUUACAACAGGCAACCGACCAAGCUGAGAAGCUGAAGCAGCUAGCUCAAGAGGGUUCUAAUUCUGAGUAUUCCACUGUUCUGGAAAAUGAGGAUUCUCAACCGAAUGGGGCUAGUUGGGCUUGGGCGUUUGAUAUUGGGAGUGAUCUCCAAGUUUGCCCCAUUGUUGUAGAGGAUCUAGAAUACAAGGGACACAUGCUUAUAAAGAUACUAUGCGACGACAUGGGACUGUUCUUAGAGAUCUCUCGAAUACUCCGAGAUUUAGAGUUAACAAUAUUGAAGGGUGUGAUCGAACGCCAUUCAAACAACUCUUGGGCUCAUUUCAUCGUCGAGGCUCCUAGGGGCUUUCAUAGAAUGGAUGUUUUCUGGCCUCUACUGCAUCUUAUCCAGCGUAAAAGAAAUCCCGUCUCAGGUAGAAUCUGAGCCUCAUCCUCCAUUUUAAGCAGUUAUGAUGAAGUUGGUCGAGAGUGAAACAUUUGUUGUUCAUUAAGUAAUGUUUUCCUUGUUGUAUAGUAUGCAACUGAGAUUCGUAUAUACUAUAAUAUCACAUAUAUGAGAUUUUCAUCUUAUUGUAUGCAAAAUGGUUGAGAAAUAUAGGUCUGAAGGCUUUAUUAUAAGUUUA